GUGCAAGAUGAAAAAAUGCUCCAGCUGCAGCCUAGAACCCAAAACAGCAAAGUGUGCCAAGUGCGAGGGGGACAGCUUCCCCUUUGCCAGCACAGGCAGAGAAGCAGAGGACGGGCUCAGGGAGCCGGAGUCGGAGAAGGUGCGGUCCUCCACACUGUGUGUGCCCUGGACUAGCGCCGGGCCCUGGUCCUGCAGCUCUUCCAGGACCACGGCUUCGUCCCGUUCCCCAGGCCACAGCCUCCCUCCAGGCCUGCUAUGUACCCAUCUUCCCCUCCAAGGUUUGUGUGCUGAACAUCCUGCCCACGCUAUCCCAGCAGCUUCAGGCGGUACUUGCCUCAGCACCAGACCCUGGGACCCAGGCAGCGGCUCCUGGUGGCCCUGCACCCAUCACCAGCAUCCGUUUCACCUGCAGUUGAAGAUCGGUGAGGUGUCCAGAAGAUCAUGCAGCGGCCACUCCCACGGAGCAGCCCCCGGGGCUGAGGCUUCUCCCCCUAGACCGCCACCCACUGGCACCACUGCUGCCUCUGCCCUGACUCCCAGCCCUGAGGGGGACCUGACCCCACCUCAAUGGGCUCAGACUCUGGCUCUGCCCACCACUCCUUCUGCCCCAGACAGCCUGGACAGCCUGGCUGAAAGGGGACUCCCCAAGCCCUGCCCCCUACCCCUGGGUCCCUCACACAGCUACCACAGGCAGGUGGGGGACCCCGGAGAAGAUCCCAGGACUCACAGUAGCCCCUGAGAACACGGACAGUA
Messenger RNA from Cercocebus atys (sooty mangabey), 753 nucleotides. Its product is annotated as protein capicua homolog. The record is from RefSeq and is a predicted model, not a curated record. The transcript has a single exon. NCBI's taxonomy places the organism in Eukaryota, Metazoa, Chordata, Mammalia, Primates, Cercopithecidae. Bases 8 to 739 code for a protein of 243 amino acids.